This is a messenger RNA of Carassius carassius (crucian carp), 2868 nucleotides long. Its product is annotated as leucine-rich repeat-containing protein 24-like. Gene Ontology annotation, molecular function: protein binding. Lineage: Eukaryota; Metazoa; Chordata; Actinopteri; Cypriniformes; Cyprinidae. The transcript is spliced from 5 exons. The coding region runs from base 362 to 2137 and encodes 591 amino acids. The record is from RefSeq and is a predicted model, not a curated record.
GCUCAUAUGAAGCAGGGAACUGAGAAAGCUUCUUAUCCUAUUUUACAGGGGUACUAAACGUGUUUUUGGUUCGUUAGACUCGUAUCAGUAAGAGCUUCAGGCUCGGCUGAUAUUGAUUUGGUAUUUUUGUGCGGGAUGAGAUGUGACAGAGGUAUAUUCCAGCAUCGCUGCUGUGAGGAUGGCAGGACGGAGCGGUGGCCUUUCGGAUCGCAGCUCAAAUGCCGCUUUGUUCGCCGUCCAGACUUGGAUUGAUAUUUCAUUCAUGUGCAUCUGAAUUCAGUCUGUAUAAAGACCACGAGCGCAGUUCUUCAGCACCGCACACAGCACCGCUCCGAGUCCACGGACUGGAGUUCUUUCUGAGAUGAAUCCUCCUCAGCUCUCUGCGGUGCUGGUGCUCAUGUUGGCCCAGAUGUGCGCGUCUUCUAUUGGUUGUCCUUCUGGGUGCCGCUGCUAUAGUUUGACUGUCGAAUGUGGAUCCAUUGGGCUCAAAGAGAUCCCUCAGGGCAUCACACAUGGGACACAGACCAUCUUUCUACAGGACAAUGCUAUUGGACAGAUCCGUCAGCAGGAUCUAUCUGAUCUCGGCCAGCUGCACUACCUCUACCUGCAGAAUAACAGCAUCUCCACGCUGGAGGCCGGGGCCUUCAGAAACCUGGGCCUGCUUCUGGAGCUCGCGCUUAACGGAAACCGCAUCCACCUGAUCACAACUGAUGUGUUUCGCGGCCUGGACCACCUGCGCAUCCUCUACCUCGCAGGAAACCAGAUCACCAGAUUGGAGGACUACACCUUCCGGGGACUGCAGCGGUUGCAGGAGCUGCAUCUGCAGGAGAAUUCAGUGGAGGUGUUGGGAGAUCAAGCUCUGGUGGGUCUGUCCUCUAUGGCUCUUCUGGACCUGAGCAGGAACAACCUGAGGACCCUGAGCCCUGCUUCACUCAAACCCCUCGUCAGCCUGCAAGUGCUGAGGGUCACAGAUAACCCCUGGCGCUGCGAUUGCGCUCUACACUGGCUGCGCGGCUGGAUAAAUGAAGAGGGUCAGAGGCUAUUAAGCUCAGCAGAGCGCCGGAUGCUGUGCACCGAACCUCCGCGUCUCUCCCAUCUCAGUCUGGUCGAGGUUCCUGCAAACAGCCUUGUUUGCAUCCCACCUGUAGUGCAACUGGAGCCUAGCCACCUGACAGUUCGUUUGGGGGAGAGUUUACGCGUGUCCUGCCAGGCAUCCGGAUACCCGCAGCCACAAGUCACCUGGAGGAAAGCGUCCCACGGAAAAGCCCAGCUGUCUCCAAGAGGUCUGGUGCAAGAGGUCGGGAUGGAUGGAGACACCAAGACCGGUGGGAGGUUGGUAACGGCCAGGCCUGGUGGAAAAGGAGGGCCGGCGAGUCGUGGCCCGGUCCGAGGAGGAACCGACGAUGGGGGCGACCAGGAAAGCUUCGAUCCUGAUACAGGUAGUGGAAUGCUGUUUCUCAGUAACAUCACGGUGGCUCAUGCUGGACGCUACGAAUGCGAGGCCUGGAAUCCCGGUGGAGUGGCUUGGGUGACUUUUCACCUGUCAGUAAACGUGUCUUUGUCGUCGUCCCGCUCGGAAAUCUGGCCUCGGCUGCAUUCCUCAUCUUACUAUCAUCCUUCCUCGGUGGACGUGAGUCAGGAGCCGCUUUAUGAACAUGAAAGCAUGGACUUCAAUGCCCUGGGAACCGCGACCCAGACUGCCAUCGCUGUGGGAAUUUCUCUUUUGGCGUUGACGGCAUUGUUGCUUCUCUGCAUGAUUUACAGUCGCCACCGCCAACGGCAGAAAGAGGAGGAUGGAUAUGGUGCCAGCAAAGAGGAAAGCAUCCUCUAUGUCAAUGACUACUCAGACGGUCCCACCACGUUCGCUCAACUUGAAGAGUACCGGGACGAACGUGGCCAUGAGAUGUAUGUGUUAAACCGCGCCAGACCUGUGCUGCCUUCUCCACAGUCCUGCAACCAGCAGGGGUCGAUGCUAAAAGCCAGUGAGUGCAUGCUGUCCCCAGGACGGGCACCUGGGAUCGGACCCAGCAGGCCUCCUGCAGAAGGAGGCGAAGGACCUCCGCUUGAUCCCGAAGGGUUGUUCAUGAACCAAAGCUUGCUGUUUGACACGCAGAUCGCUUAUGAGAUCCACUGCUAAACUGGAUCCCUGAAUAGACUUAGAGGUUCUUGCCAUUGGAUGUUAUCCUGCUGGAUUUCCUUUUGUUCUCAGAGCACAAAUGUAUUUUUGGUGAAAAGCAUUGAAGGAAUAACAGACUUAAAAAGCUGCAGUGUGUAGUUUUGGUGCCACCAAAUGGAUUGGCAAAAAUGUUGUCCGAUUGGUACCCAAAGUCAUGCCAGUGGUUGAGUCAGUAUUGCUACAAAAGAAAAACUAUUUUUGAUUCCCCAAAAGAGCCUGUCAGUGAACAGUUUUAUGAAAUAAAUAUGUUUUUUCUUGGUGUGAAGAAGAUUCUGAUAAUAUAAAGAACCUUUAUUCACCAUUUUGUACGAUGGAAAGAUUUACUCUUUAAAAAAGGUACAUUUGUUGCAUAUGGUUCCAUUAAGACCCUUUAACAAUCAUUCCACAUAAAGUUUCUUUAUAGUGGAAAAAGUUUCUUUAGAUUAUUCAAAUUUUCUUCACACAAAGAAAAAAUAAACAAAUUUAAGAACUGUUAACUGAAAGUUCUUUGGGGAACCAAAAGUGUUUCUUCAAUUGCAUUCCUACAAAAACACCUUUGGGAACCUUUAUUUUUUAAGUGUGUAUAUUGUGAAGCCCAAAUGAGGAGAGAAAUAUAAAAAAUUAAAUUAAAUCAGUGUUUAUUCUUUUUGGGAAAUUAUUACGAAUGAUUACAUAUAAUCAUCUCUGGGAUUGCACACAGCAGAUUUUAGGGA